UGCCCACGGAGAAGGACGCGAUCGAACCAUCUUCUCUCCCAUAAGAGGCGCACCCAUCAUGCAGAAAGCCAUAGCUAGAGAGCUAGGCACCAACUGGCAACCGCCCCCCUAGUAUAGUCCGUAGUAGUCGUAGCACCGCCUUCUCCUCAUGGAGAAGGCGAGGAGGACGAGUUCACCGUCAUGGACGGCCGCCGUGGCUCUGGUGUCCCUCUUUGCGGUCGCCGGCGUGGCCGCGGCGGGGGCGCCGCCGCCGAGGAGGAUCCUGGUGGACACGGACAUGGACACCGACGACCUCUUCGCGCUGCUCUACAUCCUCAAGCAGGACCGCUCCCAAUUCGACGUCAAGGCCAUUACCAUCAGCGCCAACGCAUGGAUCGACGCCGGCCACGGCGUCGACCAGCUCUACGACAUCCUCUACAUGAUGGGCCGCGACGACAUUGCCGUCGGCGUCGGCGGCGACGGCGGCAUAUCGGAGGCUGGAGAGAUACACCCCGACGUCGGCGGCUACCUCCCCCUGAUAGACCAGGGCAUGUCGACGGUGGGCGGCUGCCGAUACCGGCAAGCCGUCCCGCCGGGACGCCGUGGCGGGCGCCUCGACACCGACACCAACGGCGGCCUCCGUAGGGGCUUCCUCCCGCAGGGCCACCGGGGGUACGCGCCGCUCCGGCAGCCCACGGCGCAGCAAGUGAUGGUGGACACGGUGUCGGCGGGCCCUACCACGCUGCUCCUCUUUGGGACCCACACCAACGCCGCGCUCCUCCUCAUGGCGCACCCGCACCUGAGGCGCAACGUGGAGCGCGUCUACGUCCUCGGCGGCGGCGUAAGGGUGGCGGGGAACCUCUUCACCGCCUACGGCGCCAACCCGUUCGCGGAGUUCAACGUGUUCGGCGACCCCUUCGCCGCCUACCAGGUGCUCCACUCCGGCGUCCCUGUCACUCUCGUCCCUCUCGACGCCACCAACACCAUCCCGGUCACCGAGGAGUACUUCGCCGAGUUCGGCCGGCGGUGGCAGACCACGCCCGAGGCGCGCUACUGCUUCCAGUCGCUCGACCUAGUCCUGAGGAGACACAGAAGGCCGGCUCCCGGCCUCCAUGGCAGCACGGGCUAUUACAUGUGGGAUUCCUUUGCCGCCGGUGUGGCUUUCUCUAGCAUGCGCAAUGGCGACGCCAAUGGCGCAAAUGACUUUGCUGAGCUAGAGUACAUGAACAUCACGGUGAUCACUUCCAACAAACCGUACGGCGUGCGCGACGGCUCAAACCCGUUUUUCGACGGCCGCGCGACGCCCAAGUUUGGUCUGAAGGUGGGUGGUGUUCACAGUGGCCAUGUCCAGACUGGGAUCAGAGAUAGUUUCUGCUUGGUGCCGGGAAGCAACGCAGGUAGAUGCCAGGAUGGAUACACCAAGGAAGUGACUGGUUCAGAAGGAGUCCGCGUUCGUGUUGCCACGAGCGCGAAGCCAAACCCGGUUUACAAUAGCGCGUUUGAUAGGGAAUUUUCCAAGAACUUCCUAGAGGUCCUAAAUCUCGCUAAACAAGCUGGUCGAUUUAACAUCAGUACGCAGUUCCCAUAUUACAGGGAAGUUCUUUAUAAGCCAGAUUUCAUAAACGUGAGCAGGGGAAAGCCAGUUAUUUUUGACAUGGACAUGAGCCCUGGAGAUUUUGUUUCUCUUAUAUAUCUCUUGAAGGCACCAAGAGAAGUUAUAGAUCUAAAGGGAGUUUUGGUCAAUGGCAAUGGAUGGGCGAAUAUCGCAAGCAUCGAUAUCAUUUAUGACAUUCUACAUAUGAUGGGCCGCGACGACAUUCCAGUUGGCCUUGGCAAUACCACUGCAAUGGGCAAUCCAACCCUUGGUUGCAACAAUGUGUAUGCUAUUCCGUUGGGCAGUGGUGGAUUUAUCGACUCCGAUACAUUGUAUGGACUGGCUCGGUUAUUGCCAAGAAGUCCUAGAAGAUACACUCCUGAAAGUACAGAUGAUCCAGAACAUCGGCAGCCACUGGCUUUUGAAGUGUGGCAGUCUGUCAGGAGGCAACUUGGUCCAGGGGACAAGAUCACUCUUCUUACCAGUGGACCUCUCACCAAUUUGGCAAACAUUUCACUCUCUGACAGGGAUGCAAGCUCUGUGAUAGAGAGAAUUUAUGUUGUUGGAGGGCUCAUCAGAGAUGGAGGUCAUGAGAAGGGGAAUGUGUUCACUGUUCCAUCGAACAGAUACGCAGAGUUCAACAUGUUUCUUGAUCCACUGGCUGCAAAAACAGUCCUGGAAUCCAAUCUGAAUAUCACACUCAUUCCCCUUACAAUGCAACGAAAAGCUGCUUCAUUCAGGGCUGUCCUGGAUGCCUUCGAGCAAACCCGGCAAACUCCUGAAUCAAAUUUUGUCCAAGAGUUGUUGUCACUAUUGAAGGAUCUUCGGAGCAAAAAGAAGCUGUAUCACCAUGUGGAUAUAUUUUUGGGAGAAGUUCUUGGUGCGGUUUACAUGGUUCAAGGAUCUGACCUGAAAUCAACUUUAAAGGUGAAGCGAAUAAGCGUCCUUGCCGAUACAAUGAAAAGCACGGAUGGGCAGAUUGUGAUCAGCAAGCAGAGUACAAAGCUGGUGCAUGUGUUAAGUGAUUUCAAUGUUGAAAUAUAUUACAAUCGAUUGGCAAAUUCUUUAACGAACAAGAAACAGUCUGCCAUCGUUGCGAGCUUUGAAGAACAAAAGGCAAUUUGGAGCAGGCCACCAAAUAAUUCAGGGCCUGGACACAACAGAUUCUUAUAGUGGUACAGCUUAAGAAGAAUUAAAAAUUAGAUACCAAAAAGUCCACAUGGAGAAUAGAAUAUUUAGUCAUCUUAGCGUCAAAGUAAAAGGAAGAUUUAAUAGAGUUACACUUUUAUGAAGGAGCGCUGAUGCGUUGGAUUCACCUUCUCAAGAUGGGUUCGAUUGAUUUUGGCACUUGAGAGAUAUUGUUUGUUUUGCUUUAAAAUUCAAGUUGUCAGUUGCCUGCGAUUC
Messenger RNA from Triticum urartu, 2977 nucleotides. RefSeq names its product nucleoside hydrolase 3. Lineage: Eukaryota; Viridiplantae; Streptophyta; Magnoliopsida; Poales; Poaceae. Gene Ontology annotation, molecular function: hydrolase activity, hydrolyzing N-glycosyl compounds. The record is from RefSeq and is a predicted model, not a curated record.